AUGAACGCUAUACAGGACUGGACAGGUCCUGACGACCCCGAAAACCCUCGCAAUUUCCCUCUUUCGGUCCAAAUAUUCAGCAUAGUUGCUACGACUGCUCUAGCCUUCGUUAGUUCCUUUUCAGGAGCAAUCUAUGCCCCAGCCCAGGACGAUGUCAUGGUCUCGUUAUCCUGCAACUAUGAGGCUUCCCUACUUCCGCUCGCCUUGUUCAAUCUCGGACUCGCAAUCGGUCCACUUAUCGGAGCACCUCUGUCUGAACACUAUGGAAGAAAGGCUGUCUUCGUCCUCACUACGCCGGUUUUCAUUUUGUUUCUGCUCGGUUCGAGCUUCGCCAAAAACAUAACCACGUUGUGUAUUUGUCGACUUAUUGCGGGCGUCUUUGCGGCUCCGAACGUCAACAAUGCAUCCGCUCUUAUUCUGGAUUACUCCGAAGUUCGUUAUCGAGGCCUCAAUAUAGGCAUCUACUACAGCGUCCCGUCGAUGGGUGCAUCCCUGGGGCCGCUUGUUGGUGGCUUUGUCAUUCAAGCCACAGGGAAUUGGCGCUGGACGCAGUGGACCGCAAUAAUAAUCGCGAUUGUCCUCUGGAUCCCUUUAUUAUUUACAAAAGAAACCUACAAAAAGGUCAUCUUGAGACGUCGCGCCAUCCGCCUGGGCCUGUCGGAUCAAUCUUCACACCAAACAUCCAAGUCCAAGGCUCUACGCUAUUUCUUCACGGUUCUGGUUCGGCGACCUUUACAUAUGCUAUUCACCGAGCCAAUUGUCACUUUUGUGAGCCUGUAUAAUGGUUUGAUAUACGGGCUGCUGUACACUUUUGUGACUUGCAUUCCCUGGAUCUUUCGCACCUAUUACGGUUUCGAUAAAACCGGAGAAUCACUCUCUUUUCUCGGUGCCAGUCUUGGCACAUUGACUGCAUGCGGUCCGUUUGUUUUGAUGGAUUAUCUUUUCUAUCAGAACAAGUUGCGCAAAUGGAACAACACCCACGAUCAAUACGUGCAGCCUCCGCCGGAGACCCGACUUGUGCCAGCACUCCCUGGAAGUGUUGUACUACCUAUCAGCCUUUUUAUCGCAGGCUGGACAGCACACUACCGCAUGCAUUGGGCAGUCCCAAUUAUCUUCCAGGGUAUGGCAAUGAUGAGCUGUUUGCUAGUGUAUGCGGGAGUGAGUAUCUUCGUGCUCGAUGCUUAUGGCCCGCUUUAUGGAGCCUCAGCCUCGGGUGCAAUGAUGCUAGCUAGAUAUGCUAUGAGCUUUGCUUUCCCGAUGUUUGCGCUACGGAUGUUUGAGAGUUUAGGUGUUGGUUGGGCAACAAGUGUUCUGGCCUUUUUGACAUUGAUGAUGGCGCCGAUACCUUGGUGUUUCUGGACUUUUGGUGAACGGCUGAGGAGAAAGAGCAAAUAUGAAACGAGUCUGUGA
Molecule: messenger RNA, 1410 nt
Organism: Penicillium cataractarum
Lineage: Eukaryota; Fungi; Ascomycota; Eurotiomycetes; Eurotiales; Aspergillaceae
Product: major facilitator superfamily domain-containing protein
Exons: 1
Coding region: 1-1410 (469 amino acids)
Biological process (GO): transmembrane transport; spermidine transport; spermine transport
Cellular component (GO): membrane
Molecular function (GO): spermine transmembrane transporter activity; spermidine transmembrane transporter activity
Source: RefSeq, a predicted model, not a curated record